AUGGCGGUCGAUAAAAACAAGAAUAAGAAAGGUGCCAACGACUUGAAGGCCGGGGCUUCAACUUCGGUCGCCGAUCUCGCACGAUCAGAAAGUAUUCCUGACGUUCCUGCCGAUACAUAUGACGCUCCCGUAGACAAAGGUGAUGAAGUUAGCUUUUCUUCGCAAGAAAUCCCGGUUCACAAGCAAGAGAUUCCGUUUGAAAAGCACGUAGAACAUCUAAACGGCGCGGCGAUAACCCCGAAGCACGAUCUUCAGAAUGGUGGGCCACCAUUUUCCCAUCCCAGUAUUCAGAAUGGUGCACCUCUAUUUUCUCAGUCUAGCAUUCAGAUGAAUGGCGCGGGGGCAUUCCCAACCGGACUUGAGACCGUGUCAACCGACCCAGCAGCCCUGUAUUCAACCGCUCCGGUUGACUUCUCAAAGUUGUCAGACUUCAACCGUAACGAUAAAGUUCACGUGAACCCUGCACGAUCAUCACCUCCCACAAAAAUGCCAAACGGUUCCAUGGGCUGGGAAGCAAAGAGUAUCCAUAGAGACUAUUAUUCUGAUAUGAAAACCACAAUGAGUAUGUCGGAGUCAUAUUCAACGUCAUACCAAGGUCAAGGUUCGCACGCCGCAUCUACUCAAUCAAAGGGAUUCGAUCAUACCGAAAAAAUCCGAACCAUUUUUAAACGAUGCCGUCAUGAACUUGGUCCUGACGCCGAUAAGAUUCUUAGAGGGUGCCCAAAUUUGGAAAGCUUCAAGAGAUUUGUUAAUGCUCAGAGAAUUCGGGAUAUGCCAGACGAAGGAAGCGUAUCUGAUAACAGCAUGAGAUGGGUUGGGCAGUUCGGAGAGCGCAUUGAGAUUUUCGCCCAACAGCUUACACUGUUCUUUCCUGGAAGCAGUCAUAGGCAAACUUCUGAGAGCCUUUUGGGGUGCUGCAAGUCGUUGCUUCUGAUUGGAUCUCAAAACUCGGAUGCGCUACAAAGGUUUUUCGAUGAGCUCUACAAGAUUGCAACCGCCUUAGAAUCGUUUGAGCCGCACCGAGAUGUAUAUGUCUCUUCUCCAGAACUCCAACGUGUACUGCUAGCUAUUUUCUGGAACAUUGUGGAACUGGUGAUUCGCAUAACACUACUUUUCCAUAACGCACGAAUUACGCGCUAUCUGAUAACCGAGUCCGAAGAAAUCAUUAGUGCCAUUGUGCGCAGUUUCACCGCCAACAAAGAAAUCUUGGAGCAUGAAAUUUGGGUUACUAGACUUCGAGAAUCACCAAUCGUCCAGGGAACGGGUCCCGUUCCCGUACAGGACUUGAAGUCUUGGCUACGACAGGGUGUAGUAGAGACACCUAAGCCUACUAUCUCUGAAGGCACAUGUACGUGGUUCGAUCGGAUUUUGUCUGAUCUCAAAGAUGGCGAGGAUCAGUUGCUCUGCGUCACUGGUAAGACAGGAUGCGGCAAAAGUAUGCUCGCAAAUUGGGUGGUGGAUCGCCUCCGUUUGCACAAGCAAGAUAUUCUAAUGAGCUUCUCAUUCGAUACCACUGUGAAUAAUGGGACCUCCCCUGUUUUCUUUUUGAAAUCACUGCUCUUGCAGUUGAUCAGCAAAAGCCUCGGAGAUGUCUCGUUAUUUAAAAAGUUAGCAGAUAUUCAUAUUACAGCGUCUUCUCAGGAAGACUCUGCUGCAACUGAGCUAGAACUCGAGCGAGCAUUGUGGGAUGUUUUUGCGGUUGCAGCAAGAAACACAAGGCAGCUUAAUUUGGUCAUUGAUGGCCUAGACCACGUUUCAGGAGGCAGAGAUAAAGCUCAAGACAUCGUCAAUAGAAUCCGGGAGAUUAUUGACCUGAACGGCGCAAACUCCCUGAACUGCGUAUUUCUCUCCGCGCCAUUCAGCCCAUCACUUACCGGACGAUUCACAGAUGUCAAGAUUGACGAAGAAAAUACCCAAUAUGACAUCAAAAUUCAUGUUACGAGGGUGCUUGAGGAAUACUUCGGAGCCUCAGAUGUCAGCCAGAAAGACCGCCAUACCGUCAUCGAACUUCUUGCAAAGCAAGCAGAUGGGUCUUUCCCCGUUGCCAAUUUGCUCAUUCAAAAUGUUAAAAGGGGAAAGAACAUUGCCGAAAUCUUGAAAACUCUUGGAAGCAUCAGUUCCACCGGUGCAGCUGGUCUUUUGGAUACUCUGCUGGCCAAUAUUGAUUUCACAAACGCUGACACCGUAAGAGUAUUAUCUUGGAUGUUGGUUUCAGAAGAACCCCUGUCGAUUCAAAAUAUGAAAGAGCUGCUUGAAGUGAGCUAUGGCGAUAGCGCUCCAUCUAGAGCUCCGAGACUAAAGUGGGAUGUUGAAAAGGACAUCAUUCAGCCGUGUGGAUCUCUCGUGGUCGUCGACAGAAAUCUGCUUCAGUUUUCUCAUCACUCCCUCAAGGAACAUUUCUGGAAAAAGACAGAAACCGAUAAAUCCCUCCCUACCCGUGCCAAGUGCAAUACCGAAGUUGUGCUCAGCAUGCUUGCAUACAUCAAAACAGCCAAUAUUCCACACGCUCUAGAGAAUGGUUUCAGGCCUCCAGCGAAAGAUAUCAUCACCAACGCUCUCGAGGAGCAUAGUCUUCUAAGUUACGCUAUUCGCAAGUGGCUUUUCCAUUUCCGCCAAUCCAGUAUCUCCAAAUCUGGAAAGUCAGGACAGAUUCGUCAAUUAAUGCCUGUCUUCCCGGCUGAACCCAACUUCCCUCAACUAGAAUAUGCAUUGUGGGUUUACGACAAAGUUCCAGAAAAUGAUUUCUUGUUGGCGUCAACCAUUAGGCAGAUGGUUCUUACGAAUGUUCCUGCAACUAUCCACUCCUUUAUGAACCUGACUAGGGUCCGGUACUCCAACGGAAAGAUCGUUAACGCCCUGCAGGACUGCUACAAGGCCUUUAAACUUUCUCUCACGCUUUUCGGAACUACGAGUAGAGAAGGUUGGGAUAUUGCGUCUGAAUUCUACGCAAUCAGCAAGAAGCAUGGAGAAACGGAGUACGAUAGCGAAGUCUUCGAGUGGAUGAUCAACUACACCAAGAGUCAGAGUUCGAAGCGUCUUAAUGAUGAUAUUGUCGAAAUUGUCAGACGCUACGGUGAGAGUCUCAUCAAAAAGGAGAGAGACCAAGAGGCAAUGAAACAUUAUAGAUGGCUUUGGACUGAAUGCUGCAAGAAUUAUGGCGAGACAGACUCAAGAAGUUCUUCUGUUUUGGAUCUCAUGGGUCCUAUCAUCCAGAAAGACCCAUCUUCAACGGAGUAUCUCGACCUUUGCAUUAGGCAGUUAACCGUUACUGAAGCUAAGCUGCACGCAUGGGAGAGAGAACGCAUCAAGGCGGUUAUAAAACUAUCUAGUGCAUACGAAGACUGCGGGAAAUCCUUGGAGGUUCGGGAGACAUUCGAUAGGGCAAUCAAGGCACUAACAUCAGCACUCGUUGAACACACAGGCGAAGAAGUCCUCGGAAUCCACGAUGGACGUAUCCAUCUCAUCAUCGAGUAUGCCAAGUACUAUUCACGAACUGGUAGCAGGGAUAGUGGUGUGCUUUUACUCCGAGAAUUUUGGCAAAUGUAUCGGCCUGAUGUCAAGCCCAUUCGCUCUCACUCUACGGGCCUCGUCAUCCAGCUUAUAGCGCUUGCUGAGUUGUUGGAUGCCUCUGAUCUAUUGGAAGAAGCUGAAGAGCUAUACUCGUCUCUCUGGUCCUAUUUCAAACAAACACCAGAGUUGAGUACUAGCCAGUUUGCCUAUACUGUUGGUUGUGGACUUGCCAAGCUCCGCAAGAAUGGCCAUGGUGAUCAAAAGGAAGAAGAAAAUGUCUUACGAGGCUUGGUGGAUAUUCUCAAUCCAACCGGAAUAGAGAGUGUUACCGAGGUGGGUUUGGACGCAUUCCUCCAGCUUACGCGUUUCUACCAAGGUCGCAAUGAUUGGCGCCAGUCAGACGACUCUUGUAAGAGGGGGUUGGAUAAGUACUGGCCCGCAAUUUUGCAAGGAAAUAAUGCGGAUACCCUCACUUUACCACGACACUAUGAAGACAGAGGUAUCGAGUUAGCAUAUCUCGGAGCUCGGGGCCAUGCAAAACAAGACCCAGUUAGAGCCUGUCAGCAAUAUCAUAACGUCUGGAGAGCGUGUCAAAAUACAUUGAUGCCAAACACUCAGCCUCGAGUGAUCCAGGCGUUCAGGGACUAUACAACUUUCUGUCAAGACUACAACCGUCACGAUGAAGCUCUUCUAUCGACAAAAUCGUACUUCGAGGCUUUACGGAAGAAUCCCGGUAUUUUCCACGAAAGUACCAUUGAAGUUGGGUUGUCUUUAGCUGGGAUGUACCAGAAGGAACGUAGAUUAGGUGAUGCAAUUCAGAUUUAUCAACAGAUAUCAUACGCUCUUUUGCAAACGACACUGACGAAACGUACUUUUGAUAUCCUUGUCACCUUGUUUACUGUCUAUGAGAAUGCACCAGGUCAGGAAUCCGAGGCCCGCGAAUUUUGUAGCGCCUUCUGGGGCAAGUUGGCAACGACCAAGCACUGGGACUUCCACCCGGAUCCUGGCGUUGUCUUCAAAAUUUAUGCCAAGCAUAGGUUCGACCUGGAACGGUCUAACGCCCCUCUCACCGAAGUUGUUGCCCUCGUCCAAAGUCUUAUGCACAUUUAUCACCAUACCGUUGGGGAAUCAAGCUCUCACUUUUUCAAGGCUCGUCUCGCAUAUGCGAUUUUACUCGAAUCCGACCACUCGAAAGCCAAGACAACCAUCAUAGAGUAUGAGAAACUCCUUGAAGUCGCGCUCCGAACAACCGGGCAUGAUGACAACACAAGCAUCAUUCUCCAAAUCCAACAAAGCUUGGCAAAGCUCUACCUUCUGGACCAAACUACCGCUGGUAAAGCUGAGGACCUUUACAAGAAUCUAUUUGAAGAGUUCAGAGGGACAUAUGGUCCGACUCACCGGCCAACUUUAGGUGCCCUCGAGCAGUUGGUGCAAUUUUAUUCCCAUAAAAAGGAUACUCAGACGGCGAUUGACUUGCUUCAGAAUACUAUCAUGGAUACGCUUUCCAUGGAGUCACGAGAGAAGCAUCUGUUUGACAGCGCCUUAUCAAUUGCCAAACUCUUCUUUGUGGCUGGUCAACAGGAUCUUGGGACCCGAUUGAUUGUAGAUCUUCGGAAAUACUGCCGUCUCGGACAAGAAGAGCGUCGAGCAUUCGAUAGUCAUGACGCCAGGUUCAAGAAGCUUGUUUUUAGAAACUCUCAGAGCCUGAUGACUGAACGCAAGUACCAAGUAUUUUUUACUACGUUCGAGUCAGUAAUGAGGAAGGGCGGCAGGAUCGAGAGUGAAGAAGAGCUUUAUGGUUCCGUCAUUGGUCUUGUUCUCCAGGAGUCUGAGCAUUAUAUGGCUUGGCUUGGCGCAACCAAGUUCGGAGAUGGGCUUGACGUUAUCCUCGCUGCCGGCGCCAGACUGAGAGCUUUCCUCUAUGCUCAAAACCGUCACGCUGAAUUCAAAUUUGUUGAAAAUGACCUUCGAACGAUCUUUCUGCGUGAAUUCAAGACGUUUGGCCCUGACAAUAGUGGGAAGACAAGCAUCCAACUGCAGUUCUCGGAUGAUAUGUUGGAAGAAUUCUUCCAGGAAUGUCUUGCAUUAUUCGCUGAUUUGCACCCUUCUCAGUCACUCUCUUUGGUUGACGUCGGAUUGAAGCGCGUUGAGGCUACUGUUGCGAUCGGGGAUAUCGAGGCCGCCUUUAUUAUUGCUGUUUGGACUCACAAGAUCAUGACUGAAGAGCACAAACACGCCAACAUUUUCCGAUUAUUGUUCCAUAUGACUUCUGAUAAGGUUAAGGCCGACCGAAACCCUGCCUUGAAAGCAGAUAUCGGAAAGUUCACUCAGUUGAUCCUCCAAGAAAUAUUAUCUGGUGACAUGGGAGUAUCUUGGGUCUCGGUUGACUUGGGGGAUCUCGAUAAACUCGUGGUACUUUUAGGCGCUGAGAAGCGAUGGGAUUUCAUGCUUACAAUCUUAGAGCAACUUUGGGACUCUAGAAAUACGCAUGAUGACAUCUGGAGUCCUCGUCUUGUUACCACCAUCGGCUGUCGCCUUGUCGAUGCUUACAUGCAGCAGGGUAAGAAGGAGUCCGCGUUGAGGGUUCUGGAAAGGAUUUAUUACAACUAUUCCCGAGUCUUUGGGGUCUUGCAGCCAGAAACACAACAAUUUGGUAGACUCCUCUGCCAGAUUUAUAACAGCGCCGGGUACUACAACAAGACUAUAUCCGUGACCGAGAGGCUUUUCUGGUCAUUGAGAGAAGAGGGUAGCGGUGGUGCCGGAUCUAAAGAGCAGGUUUCCAACCUCAUCUUCCAUCAUUUGGAUCUAUUAAAGUUCGCCAAUCAAUCCAAAAAGGGCCAGCUCAACACCGAGCAUCUCGCACCGAUGGUUAAGGAGCUGCAAACCAUAUUUUAUGUUAAGAACUCCAAAUGGAAUGAGGUGUUGGACUUCAAUUCUUGGGCGCAGAAGCCGGUUAAUCAAGAUGACAAGACUUUUAUUUGGCAGUCACCAAGCUCGUGGGGUAUCCUGGAGGAUGAUGGACUAGAUGAUCAGGCUACACCUAGUCAGAUUGAGCUUGCUAGACGACAGUCACUAGGACCAUCAAAGGCAGAGCAGUAUAAAACUUUCUCUAGGUCUUCCUUCGCCUCUUUGUUCCAAGCCUGA
Messenger RNA from Orbilia oligospora ATCC 24927, 6654 nucleotides. RefSeq lists its product as uncharacterized. The record is from RefSeq and is a predicted model, not a curated record. Gene Ontology annotation, molecular function: ATP hydrolysis activity; protein binding. The transcript is spliced from 6 exons. Lineage: Eukaryota; Fungi; Ascomycota; Orbiliomycetes; Orbiliales; Orbiliaceae. The coding region runs from base 1 to 6654 and encodes 2217 amino acids.